Molecule: messenger RNA, 1169 nt
Organism: Nylanderia fulva
Lineage: Eukaryota; Metazoa; Arthropoda; Insecta; Hymenoptera; Formicidae
Product: lymphokine-activated killer T-cell-originated protein kinase
Biological process (GO): peptidyl-serine phosphorylation
Molecular function (GO): protein serine/threonine kinase activity; ATP binding
Source: RefSeq, a predicted model, not a curated record
UAAAUUAUUUGAAAGUCGGUUAUAUGAAACGUUUAUUUUAUUAUACGCACGUUUCGCUCGCUUUUCCCUUUCAGUCUUUCUUUCAGCUUUUUUUCGUUCCGUUCAAAUGGCUGAAUUCAGUACACCACCGAGAGUAAAAUCCAAAGGCAAAACGGAUAAUUCCGAGUUAAAUACUCCUAUAAAAAUACCAGCAUCGCCUUUCUUGCAGCAGAUAGGCUAUGGCACAGGUGUUGCUGUAUACAUGAUGCAAAGAUCACCCAAAGUAGGCUCUAUACGUUCACCUUGGGCAGUAAAGAAAUGGAUAAAGGGAAGAAACAACGAAAUAAACAAUAAGCGCCUUCAAUUAGAGGCAGAUGUUCUGCGACAAUUGAAUCAUCCCAACAUUGUCGGUUUCAGAGCCUUUACUAAAGGAUUAGAUGGAAAGCCGUGCUUGGCUAUGGAAGCAUUGGAAAUGUCGCUUGGUGACAUGAUAGAGGAAAGAAUAGACCGUUUGGGGGAUGAACCAUUCCCAGCUAAGAACAUUAUGAGAGUUGGUUUUGAAAUUGCGAAAGGAUUGAAGUAUUUACAUCACACAGCAUACAUAUUACAUGGAGAUAUAAAAAGUUGGAAUAUCUUGGUGUCUGAUGAUUUCAAUGUAGUUAAAUUGUGUGAUUUUGGGACUGCUUUACCACUGACAGAAUCUUUAGAAUUAGACUCAUCCAAAGGAAAUUUUUCUUAUGUUGGGACACAAUGUUGGAAUCCUCCUGAAAUUAUUUUUGAAGAUGGAUCAGUGACGAAUGCUGCUGAUAUUUGGACAUAUGGCCUUACUCUUUGGGAAAUGAUAUCUUUGUCAAUACCUCACACUGAUGAACUUGAUGAAUCUUUUAACGCGUCACUCACAGAGACAGAUUUGACAGAUAAUCAGCUUGAUGAUUCUAAUUUGGCUAUGGAAAAUAUUUUCCCUAAAGAAGUAAUGUCACGUGCAUCCAGUAAAUAUGGCACACGUCCAGCUUUACCUGCCAUUGACUUAGGCAAAGAAUAUGAGAAAAUACUUGAAGUAUUUUUCAUAUGUACUACAGCUAAUUAUAAAUUAAGACCGAGCGCGAAAGCACUCGUAAAUUACUUCGAAAAAUGCGCCAGUAAUAAGAAAAAAUAAUUGAUAUUAUUUAUAUUCGAAUUAUAUUCAUUAU